Bolinopsis microptera is the source of this 726-nucleotide messenger RNA. RefSeq names its product transcription initiation factor TFIID subunit 8-like. The coding region runs from base 1 to 726 and encodes 241 amino acids. The record is from RefSeq and is a predicted model, not a curated record. Gene Ontology annotation, biological process: transcription initiation at RNA polymerase II promoter. Lineage: Eukaryota; Metazoa; Ctenophora; Tentaculata; Lobata; Bolinopsidae. Gene Ontology annotation, cellular component: transcription factor TFIID complex. The transcript has a single exon. Gene Ontology annotation, molecular function: protein heterodimerization activity.
AUGCACCAAGUAAAUAGAACUGAUUCAAGUUCAACCAACCAGUUACUGCCUCUUUAUCUUGACAAGUUUGUUGCACAAAUUAUCAGAUCCUUUGGGUGGCAGGCUGUUGCUCCUGAAUGCUUGUCUUUGCUCACUGAUUUAGCAAAAGAUCUGAUUCUCAAGAUUGGAACUAAAGCAUCAGUCUUCGCUCAUCAUGCUGGAAGAGCCACACCCUCCUUCUACGAUGUGCAGUGCAGUAUUUCUGAGUGUGGAAUUGACGUUAGGAAUAUUCACCUCACCAGAACACUACCAAGGGUGCCUAGUGUGGUGAAUAAACCACCUGAAAAACCACCCACUAUUUUGAAGAUAACAAAACCUCUACCACAGCCCUCCUAUAUACCAGAUCAUUUGAACCACGAUUUUCCUCAGCCACACACCUACAUAAAGACACCAACUUACUCAAUGCCAGUUUCAUCUUACUCAAGUUUGCGGGAGGCUCGGGCCCGGCAGAGAAAUGAAGUGUUGAACAGUUUGAGCAGACAAGUUGUAAACUCCUGCACUUCUAUUCAGCUCAUACCCGGUCUAGAGGACUGUGCUUGGGCCACUCCUGAAACUAUAGACUCUUUAGACUACCUCAUCACUCAUCAGGACGAUUUCAAAAUGAAGAAGAAAAAACGUAGAGUUCAGUCUAACAAUAUAUACCUCCAGCCUCCUAAAUGCUCGUGGGCUGGGUUAUUUACCUCUUGA